CUUGCGAAGGUUGCAGGUUGACUAACACGCGCAGCUGCAAUAGGGACGAGCACGACAGGGCGAGAGAGACGCAGCGGCGGACAGACAGUGUCUGUAUUGGGCAAAAGAGCAAGAGGCUCAAAGACUGCUGCGUGGCGGGGUAAGGAAGGAUGGUGAGCCAGAGAUCUACUCGCGCGUCAAGGCGAGCAGGAAGCGUCAGCACCAACGGAGGAAAUGAUGUGGGCAUGGACGAUGUAGCCACAACCACGAGUGGACGCUCGCCGGAUGUGGAUCUUGGAGGAGAUGAUGGUAGAGAAACGAAUGCUCCUCCAACGCAGCCCGGAUCGAGCUACGAACCUCGAUCGGGCGACGACCAUGUGAAGAUCAUGCUUGCGACAGACAAUCACAUCGGCUACAUGGAAAGAGACCCUGUGCGGGGACAAGACUCGAUCAAUACAUUCCGCGAGAUCCUACAGCUGGCAGUGGAACAUGAUGUGGACUUUAUCCUCCUGGGAGGUGACCUCUUCCAUGAGAACAAGCCUUCACGCACCACGCUGCACCAGGUCAUGGGCCUUCUCCGCGAAUACACUCUGGGGGACAAACCAAUCUCUAUCGAGCUCCUCAGCGACCCCAGCGACGGCGCGGCUGAGGGGUAUACAUUCCCUGCGGUAAACUACGAAGACCAGAACCUCAAUGUAGCGAUCCCCGUCUUCUCGAUCCACGGCAAUCACGAUGAUCCACAAGGGGUCGGCGUCGAGGGCGCCCUCUCUGCCUUGGACCUUCUCUCCGUCACGGGCCUGGUCAAUUACUUUGGCAAGGUCGAGCUCCCGUCGUCCGACGCCCUGGCCUCGCGAUCCUCCAAGGCAGCCCCGCCCGCUGGUGGCCUCUCUGACGACGGUAUUCGCAUACGACCCGUGCUCCUGCAGAAGGGCGAUACCAAGAUUGCCCUCUAUGGCAUGGGUAACAUCAAAGACGAGAGGAUGCACUACGAGCUCCGGGCCAAUCGCGUGAGGAUGUACCGUCCGAGGGAGGAUCCUGACGAUUGGUUCAAUAUUUUGACCAUUCACCAAAAUCGAGCUGCACAUGACCCGAAAGCCAUGGUACCGGAGUCUAUGUUCGACGACAGUGUUCACCUCGUCGUCUGGGGACACGAGCACGAGCAGCUCAUUGUCCCUCAGCCGGUGGCUGGGAAAAGGUACCGCAUCUCGCAGCCCGGAAGCAGUGUUGCCACAAGCCUCUGCCCAGGCGAAGCAGCCGAAAAACAAGUGGCGAUCAUCCACGUUGAGAAAAGAGACUACAUGGUGGAGCCCAUCACUCUCAAGACAGUCCGGCCCUUUAUCAUGGACGACAUCGAUCUCGAUGACGAGCUCGAGGCUGCAGGCCUGACGAUUGACGACAAGCUGGCCGUGGGCAAGCUGCUCAAGACCAAGAUUCAGGAUCUGAUUGGGCGCAUUGAUGAGGAAUGGGACAUCAAGCACGCAGAAACGCCAGAGCAGGAGAGACCCGAGAAGAUGCUGCCGCUGAUCCGUCUGCGGGUGCAGUACACCCGCCACGAGAUGGGCAACCUCGUCAGAUUCGGCCAGGACUUUGUGGGCAAAGUGGCCAAUCCAAAGGAUCUUCUCCAGUUCUCGAAGAAAAAGACGACGACGAAGAAGAAAGACAAGAGCCAGAAGGGCGAAGACUUUGUCGAGCCGACGGAAGACAUGGUGCCCUCUGAGCGGCUGGAGCGCGUCAAGAUGUCGGACCUUGUCCAGGACUAUCUGGGCAGCCAGCGUCUGCAGAUUCUCAACCCACAUGGCCUGGAGCGCGCCAUCAUGAACUUUGUCGACAAGGACGACAAAGAGGCCAUUGGCCACUUCGUGGAAAAAGUCAUGCGGAGCACGAGAAAGGGCCUGGUCGAGAUUGGGCCCGAUGAGAGGCAGCUCGACUCGGAGUUGGACAAAAUCAGGGAGGAACAGCAGAGAGCAGCUGGACCUGCUGCGAACGAGGGGGACGAGGAAGAUGGGGAAGAGGACGGGAGUAGGUCAAAGGGCCGCAAGAAUGGGAAGUCAACGGUGACCCGAGGAGCAGGGGUCGACUCAGACGAUAGCAUGCUGGACGAUGCCCUAGCCGACGGCGAUAUCGGUGGAAUUGGUCUGAGUGAAGAGGACGAUGACGAUGAUGAUGACCCAUCGGCUAGGCGUGCACAAGCCUCGACUUCACGGCGGGGCGGCGGAGGUGCUAAAUCGGCACCGCCUGCUCGUGGAAAGGGAAGGGGAGGAAGCAUGAAGACUUCGAAGCAGACGUUCUUAGGCCAAAAUGACGACGAUGACGAAGAGGAAGAGGACGAAGACGAGGCACCUCCGCCCAAGUCGAGUCGAGCGGCGGCACUGAGCAGCAAUGUAGGAGGUAAGAAGAGGGCGCCGGCCAAGACCACUACAAGAAAGACGGCCCCAUUGCCAAAGGCAAGUAGCACGACGCGAGGACGGGCAGCGGCAAAGAAUGCGCGAAGCAAGCUAGUCGAGAGCCAGGCCGUCGAGGAUGACGAGGAGGAGGAAGACGAGAUUCAGUCGUACGCCAUCAGCGACGAUGACGACUUCGAGGUGCCACCGACGAGACAGACACAGACGCAGACCAGGAAGAGGCCCAUUGGUCGCAAUCAAUUCUGAGACCCCUGCUCUUGAGGACAAUGAGAUGGGCAACCACAUAUACACACACAUACACUUGUACAGUACUUCUAUUCAGCGGCAGUAUACGAACAGAGAGAUCAGUCGUGAGA
This is a messenger RNA of Acaromyces ingoldii, 2737 nucleotides long. RefSeq names its product DNA repair exonuclease. The record is from RefSeq and is a predicted model, not a curated record. The transcript has 9 exons. The coding region runs from base 150 to 2627 and encodes 825 amino acids. Lineage: Eukaryota; Fungi; Basidiomycota; Exobasidiomycetes; Exobasidiales; Cryptobasidiaceae. Gene Ontology annotation, biological process: mitotic G2 DNA damage checkpoint signaling; double-strand break repair via nonhomologous end joining; double-strand break repair via homologous recombination. Gene Ontology annotation, cellular component: Mre11 complex; nucleus. Gene Ontology annotation, molecular function: 3'-5'-DNA exonuclease activity; manganese ion binding; DNA endonuclease activity.